GUAGGAGUCAUCGGAACAGCUGCACGCACGCGAAAGCCGGACACGCGUGAACGAUUAUGUCACGAUUGCUUAGCGGGUCACAAGACUACGUGCCUGAUAACGAUAGCAAUGGCAGAAAUAUGGAAAGUGGUAUCAGAAGAAGCGUCACCGGCAGCAUGGUCAAUGGUAACAAGCCGGAAGGCCGCGUUCUGGUGCUCUACACGGGCGGCACGAUAGGAAUGAUGAGGAACGAGCAAGGAGUGCUGGUACCAAUAAACAAUGCGUUUGUUAAAAAUCUACGGAAAUAUCCACAACUGCAUGAUCGCGAAUACGCCGAGAAAAGAUUCGGGGCGAUGGGACCGCUAGUAUUGCCCGUGACCGCAACCGACAGUCGCCGGGUCGUUUAUACCGUAUUCGAAUACACGAAACUCUGCGACUCCAGUAAUAUGACCAUGGAUGAGUGGAUUCGCAUUGCUAACGAUAUUAAGGAAUCUUACGAACGCUUCGACGGAUUCGUGGUCCUUCACGGCACCGACACCCUCAGUUACACCGCAUCCGCUCUGUCCUUCAUGCUCGAGGCGCUGGGCAAGAUCGUCAUCCUGACCGGCUCGCAGGUGCCGAUUUUCGACACGAGGAGCGACGGCCUGGACAACUUCCUCGCGUCGCUCGUGAUCGCGGCGAAUUACAACAUACCCGAGGUGUGCGUGUUCUUCGGCACGAACUUGCUGCGCGGCAAUCGGACGAGCAAGGCGUCCGCGACGUCCUUCGAAGCCUUCCAGUCGCCGAACUUUCCACCCCUCGCCACGGCGAACAUCAAGAUCGAAGUGGACUAUCGUUCGAUUUUCCGUCCAUGUAUCAUGGAGAAGUUCUACGUGCACGCGUCGCUCAAUCGAAACGUAGGCCUGCUCCGGUUGUUUCCCAGCAUCACGUCCGAUCUGGUCAAGGUGUUUCUUCAACCGCCCAUCGAGGGGGUCGUGCUACAGUCCUACGGCAUGGGAAACGUCCCGACAAAUCGCGACGACAUCAUCGAGGAGCUUCGCGUGGCGGCAAAGCGCGGUGUGAUCAUCGUGAAUAUCACGCAAUGCGCGACCGGAUGCGUCUCGGAUGCGUACGAGGCUGGAAAAUUGCUCCAAAAAGCUGGUGUGAUAUCGGGCUUUGACAUGACACCGGAGGCCGCGUUGACGAAACUCGCGUACGUUUUAUCGAAAAACGAUUGGGACACAGAGACCAAGCGGCAAAUGAUGCAAACGAAUUUACGGGGCGAGCUGACCGCCGGCCGACCGCCUACCAUACAGGACUGGGACUUGGUGGAGGCUGUCGCUAGGUCCUUGAGAUUAUCCUCGGCGGCGGAGCUUCAGGAAUUGGGAUCAAUCCUCUUCCCGGCUAUGCUGAACGCCGCAGUGAUCAGGCGCGACGUCAUGAAACUUGAGUCUUUAAAAGGAUACGGCGCGGAUAUCUCGCAGGCGAACGCAGAUGGCCGAACGGCUUUGCACAUAGCCUGUUGCGAGGGGGACAUAAAAGUCGUGCGACGUCUUCUAAAGAUGGGCGCGAAUGUUCACAUUAAGGAUCGAUUUGAUCGCACGCCUCUCACCGACGCAAUCGAAUUCGAUCGUCACGAGAUCAUCAGGGUGCUACUGCAGUGCGGAGCGCAUCUUCACGGCGACGCUGUGCUGAUCGGCGGGAGGAUGUGCACGGCCGCGACCACCGGAAACACGAAGCGUCUGCAGUCGUUCCUGCUGGCCGGCGCCGAUCUGUCGCAGAAGGACCUUUCCGGACGCACGCCGCUGCAUUUCGCCGCUCUUCACGAUCGCACGGAAGCGAUUGAGUUCCUGCUGGAUCACGGCGCGGAUCCGCGCUGCGUCGACAUGCUGGGAGAGACCGCGGCGGAUCUCGCGGUGGCCGCGCGUGCCGCGGGUGCCGCGCGCUUGUUAGCCCCUUUCAAGCAGAACGGCGUCUCCGAGGACACGGUCGACAGCAAAAUUGCAACGCAAAUGCACAAUCUUGAUCUGUCUAUGUCUUAGUUACCUCGAUCUGAAAGCGGUUGUCUCAAAGGGAUUUCGAGUAAAAAAUUUGAUCUGAGCUGACUGCGAUUCCCUAUCUUUCAAUUUAAUCGUAAUCUAUUGCUUACUAGGUGAAAAAUUUAUUUAACAAAAGCUAGCUUCUUGAAUGAAAAGUCGACGCAAUUGGAUAUUAAAGACUGAAAAGAAUGUGAGAGGAUUUUUAAAAAGGACAGGCGUGAUGGAAAUCUAUGCUAUAUUUUAGCGCCUUUUCAAAUUUUAGUUAGAAACAGUGCAUAACACGAUUGCAAAGUCACAGUUAACUGUGAUAAUAAUGUAACAUAUUUUUUUAUGUAGCAAAAUUAAACUAUGACGUAAUGUAUUAUUUAUUGUAAAUACAUUAUUUUUUUGCAAAUAGACAAUAUUAUUACCAUUAAAAUUGGUAAAUGUAUAUGUGUUUAUAGAAUAAAAUAUAUUUUACAAUAAA
This is a messenger RNA of Wasmannia auropunctata (little fire ant), 2463 nucleotides long. RefSeq names its product L-asparaginase. The record is from RefSeq and is a predicted model, not a curated record. Gene Ontology annotation, molecular function: protein binding; asparaginase activity. Lineage: Eukaryota; Metazoa; Arthropoda; Insecta; Hymenoptera; Formicidae. The transcript has 8 exons. The coding region runs from base 57 to 2000 and encodes 647 amino acids. Gene Ontology annotation, biological process: amino acid metabolic process.